Messenger RNA from Oncorhynchus mykiss (rainbow trout), 5186 nucleotides. RefSeq names its product G protein-coupled receptor kinase 6. Gene Ontology annotation, biological process: regulation of signal transduction; signal transduction; protein phosphorylation. Gene Ontology annotation, molecular function: ATP binding; G protein-coupled receptor kinase activity. The record is from RefSeq and is a predicted model, not a curated record. Gene Ontology annotation, cellular component: cytoplasm. NCBI's taxonomy places the organism in Eukaryota, Metazoa, Chordata, Actinopteri, Salmoniformes, Salmonidae.
AUCGACGCAGUUUGACGCUUCGGGGGUGGCGGUACUACGGGGAGAGAACGACGGAGCGGAGAGUCAUUCAGGGUUAAAAUAUUCCGCCUUGGGGGGUGGGGGAGGACAUACUUCACUGCCAACCCAGUGACAAGGUUGGGUCUGCGGUGCCUGCAACCCAGGAAAACAUGGAGCUCGAGAAUAUCGUGGCCAACACAGUCCUGUUGAAAGCAAGAGAAGGAGGUGGUGGAAACAGAAAAGGAAAGAGCAAGAAAUGGAAACAGAUGCUUCAGUUCCCCCACAUCAGCCUGUGUGAGGAGCUCCGGCAAACUACAGAGAAAUACUACAACAGCCUAUGUGAGCGGCAGCCAAUCGGACGCAUGCUCUUUCGCCAGUUCUGUGAAACCCGGGUUGAGCUGAGGCGCUGUGUCAAAUUCCUGGACACUGUGGCAGAGUAUGAGGUCAGUCCAGAUGAGAAGAGGAGGGACUGUGCUCAGGAGCUCCUAGACAAGUACUUCAGCCCAAAGUCAGAGGAUCAUGUCCCCGAGUUGGGGGAGGAAAUGAUGGGUCAGUUUACAGAGAGACUGGAGCAGGAGCAGGAGCCCUGUAAAGAACUCUUCAACGAGUGCACCAAACUGAUCCAUGACUACCUGAGUGUGGCUCCCUUCGCAGACUACCUCGACAGCAUGUACUAUAACCGAUUCCUGCAGUGGAAGUGGCUGGAGAGGCAGCCAGUCACCAAGAACACAUUCCGACAGUACAGGGUAUUAGGAAAGGGAGGCUUUGGUGAGGUGUGUGCUUGCCAGGUGCGAGCCACAGGAAAGAUGUAUGCGUGUAAGAAGUUGGAGAAGAAGAGGAUUAAGAAGAGGAAAGGAGAGUCCAUGGCCUUGAACGAGAAGCAGAUUUUAGAGAAAGUCAACAGUAGGUUUGUAGUGAGUCUAGCGUACGCCUAUGAGACGAAGGAUGCUCUGUGUCUGGUGCUCACCCUGAUGAACGGAGGAGACCUCAAGUUCCACAUCUACCACAUGGGAGACGCCGGCUUCGAGGAGAAUAGGGCUGUGUUCUACUCUGCCGAGCUGGCCUGUGGCCUUGAGGACCUGCACAGAGAGAGGAUCGUAUACAGGGACCUGAAGCCUGAGAACAUACUAUUGGACGACCAUGGCCAUAUCCGGAUAUCAGACCUGGGCUUGGCUGUCCACGUGCCCGAGGGAGAGACUAUCAAGGGUCGGGUUGGCACCGUUGGGUACAUGGCUCCGGAGGUGGUUAAGAAUGAGCGCUACACAUUCAGCCCAGACUGGUGGGCGCUAGGCUGUCUGCUGUAUGAGAUGAUCGAGGGACAGUCUCCCUUCCAGCAGCGCAAGAAGAAGAUUAAACGUGAGGACGUGGAGAGGCUGGUCAGAGACGUGGAGGAGGAGUACUCAGACAAGUUCUCAGAGGACACCAAGUCCCUCUGCAAAAUGCUGCUGGCCAAAGAGCCCAGUGAGAGGCUGGGCUGCCAGGGGGAGGGUGCUACGGAGGUGAAGGCCCACCACAUCUUCCGAUCCAUCAACUUUAAAAGGCUGAAGGCUGGCAGGCUGAAGGCCCCCUUCACCCCUGAUCCCCAGGCCAUUUACUGUAAGGACGUACUGGACAUCGAGCAGUUCUCCACGGUCAAGGGGGUGGAGUUGGAGCCCAAAGAUGAUUCCUUCUACUGUAAAGUGUCCACAGGCAGCGUGUCCAUCCCCUGGCAGAUGGAGAUGAUCGAGUCUGAGUGCUUUCAGGAGCUCAAUGUGUUUCACACAGACGGGACAGUUCCCCCGGACCUGGACUGGAGAGGACAGCCCUCGCCACCACCUAAACAAGGGCUGCUGCAGAGGCUCUUUGGGAGACAGGACUGUUGUGGGAACUGCAGCGACAGUGACGAGGAGCCCACCAGGCUGUGACUGAGCUCCCUCCAACCAAUUACACCAAGGAUCUCAUUUGUUUACAAAUUUUGCACAUUUGUAUCUUUAAGAUAGUUCUAUAUAAAUAUUGGAAUGUAUAUUUUCAGUAUAUAGCCAUAAAGUCCAUGUCAUUUAAAUGUAAUCAUUAUUCAGAACCCAUCAUAGGAGGCAACAACAGGUAAGCCUAACACUGCUGUGGUCACCCCCCCCCCCCCCCCACAUCUGUUGAUAGUGUUGUCAGCUUUUCUUUCUCUUUUAAAAAGUGUUGACCGUGCUCGGACUGCUAAGUGUUUCUGGGGGAUGAAUGAAAAGUGUACGUCCACAACUAUUUUUAUAUUUAUAUUUUAUUUUUAUUUACUUCAUGUAAUUCUAGGCAAUCAAAUUAGGAAUGUUGUGUGAACUGUAGGCUUAAAGGAAAUUGAAGACUAAGGUGAACUUUUGGUAUGAGGUGAUACAUUAUGUACAUUCUAGGGUUCAAUCUAGAGACACUUGAUAUAAACCAAAUAGAUAUGACUAAACACUGCAUAUGUAAGUGCAAACAAGUGUAUAAUUUGUGACACUCGCGUCCGAAGUGUGUCUUCCAAUGAAUCUGAGUUUAGGUAGAAAGCAUGUUAGUUCCCAACCAUAUUAUGAGCUAGAGAAGUAAAUUGACAAAAAAAAACUGCAUUGUAAUACAGUAAUUCAGUUGUAAGAAAUUACCUUUUUCGUAAGACGUGGAUAGCCGAGAAUGGCCUGGAGUUUCCUCUACCAUGACACGUUUGUCACGGAGCACUUGAGUUUAAUUAAGCGAUGCACUUAUGACCAAACCGGUUUGUUUUCAUCCUCCAAAUAUUUUUUAUGGUUAAUUCCUUCCCAUUCAAGGUUCCUUUGAUUAGUUUAUGGUACUCUAUAUAAUUACCAUUAUUUUAUCAAAUCUAACAAAGCUGUCUAGUAGGUUGAGACCAUGCUGCGUCUCUCUCUCCCUCCCUCUGCUGUACCUCAUGUGUUCCUCUUCAUCGUGUAACUCAGUGGGAUUCUCCUUGUAAAUGUGGGACUAUAAUAGGACUGAGGGACUGAGCUCCCUGACAGACUAUGGGACUAUGGUAUCACCCUCUGAACCCUCCUUACCAGAGACUCUAUCAGACUGAGGAAGAAGGUUCAAAGGGGAGGGGUCACCGAGAGUUCAAACCAUCUCAAUGUAAAGCUCAGCACUCCGAGGAAAAUUGGAAGAGACUCUCAAACUCCUCCUACCAUCCUCGUCUCUCAUUAUCAAAUCAUGUUAUCGUAUGUGAUUCAAAUUAACUUGCCUACAUUCCAGUCUAUACCGUACUGUACAGUGUAAAGUUAUGCUACUUUUGUUUAUUUUACAAUGUUUUUUUUACCGGUGUAAAGUUAUAACAACAAUAACAGUUCCACCAUGAAACUAGAAUAGGACUGAAAGUAAGAUGAGUAUGAUUUCUCUUUACAAUGUGCUCCUGAGCCAAGCUUACACACUGAGAGGGAGGGCUUCUGUCUGUCUCUGCAUCCAUGAAACACCUCUGACACUUUCUUUUUGCAAUGCACUGACGUUUUUUGUGUGUGCACGCAUGUGUCACCAUAACCACUAGACUCUGUACCCACUUGGCACAAACUGGUUAAGUCAACGUAUUGUGACGUGGAAAAUACAUUGGAUUUGAAAAAAGUAGUCAACUGUUGUAAUUUCAACCACAGGAAUAUUUCAUAACCAAUUUUCUAAAUAUGUUGAAUUUAUACCUUUGAAACAACGUAAUAUCCACUAUAAGAAAACAACUGUAAGGGGGGUUCUACUAAGCUAACAUAUGUAAUUGUUUUAAGUUAGCUAAAUGAUCCAUCAUUUGACUAUUUGAUUUGGAAUUUUAGGACCCCUGUAGGUAUCCCGACUUGAUUUUGGCCUUCACCACUAUAGCGCAUUGAGUAACGCAUUCAUACGUGGGAAAACAGACAUAAGGAAUAAGGUUUUGAUGUGUCUGUCCUAUUUAUAGGAGAUAUAAGAAAGCUCAGGAAAUAUUUUUGUUUUUUGAACACACAUUUAACCCCUAUUAUUGUUGGCACAAAACUACCUCCAACCUUCCGUUCAUUUUAUAAAACUGGUACUGGGUUACAUUCAGACCAGUGUGUUUGUUUAGUUUCAUCUUUCCAUAGAGUUGUAAUAUUCGUUAGUAAGCCAAACCGUUCAGACGUUUUUGUAAGAAGACAGAUUUUUUUUUUAGAUGUAUCCUGGUCUGACAAACAGCACCGUAGCUCUGCCAUUUUCUACUGCAGUGGCAGGAGGUCGACAUAGGCGGAUAGAGAUGCAAAAAAACAGAAACUGAUGGAUUUUUUUUGUUUGUUAAUUAGAUUGACGCACUUAAGGAUUUUUUUUUUACCAAGCCCUGCUAAACUUUGAUAUUUGUCAUCAACUGUUACUAAUGUGCUAUUGUGAGAAUGAUUGUUGAUAUAUUCACCGUUAUCAAAGUCAAGGGUAGGUUUAACAGAGCAAAUGAAAUAUGACCAUAUAUCAUCAAUGAUGAUAUUUAGGCCUAUAUAGCAUUUCUAAAGUCAUCAACUGCUAUUGUUUCAAUUCAACACACGAUUCAAGCUUUGGUUGAUUUCAAAUGGAAUCUACAAGUUAGUAAAAUAUAAAGUUGGAUUCAUGUCUCCAUCUCAACCAAAAAUGUAAGUUAAACAAUAACUAAAUUAAAUCAAACUGUAUUUAAAGUGCACUUAAUGUUUCAUCUGAUUUAGCCCUAUUAAUUCAAAUUGUAAGUAUACAUUUGUAGACAAACUGGAAUUAAAGCCAGAUAGUUUCAUCCGUGCCACUAUCUGAGGAUACAUCUCCUUCAUGUCUAUUUUUGGUUGCGUUGACAACCAAGCACAAUUAAAUAUUUUUGCAAUACAGUAAAUAUCCUAUUAACUUGUCGAUCAGUUAACAAAUGAAUUGUGUGAUUCAGGUCUCCAUGUCAACAGAAAAUAGAAGUUAGAGAAUAGAUUUAAGCCAGUGGCUCCGACGGAACUAUACAAGCAGCAGUUAUUUCCUUUAAAUGUGCUUUAAAUUCUCAACGUUGAGCAAAGUGGGUACCCACGUUGGCAAGAACUGGUUAAAUCAAUGUUGUUUCCACGUGAUGUUGAAUUAAUGUGGAAAACUGAGUGGAUUCUUCACCCAACUUUUAUUCUAAAUCCAAUGUCCUGGUGAGAUUUUGUGUGGAAUUCACAUUAGUUGACAACUCAACCAAAUGUAACUCAAAACUAGAUGUUGAACUGAUGUCUGUGCCUAGUGGGUAAGGUACUGCUCAUGAUGAGUGAACAUGC